CAAAGCUCAAGCUCACACAACAACAUCACAAAGAUCACCACAAACCUAGUAUAAAAUGGGGCUCUGCAUGUCUAGCGGCGGCGCGGCGGCGGCGGUGCGGGCAGACGGGCAGCCUGCCUCCACGGCUAUGGUACUGCUGCCAACCGGGGAGCUGCGGGAGUACCCGCGCCCGGCCACAGCGGCAGAGGCGCUCGAUGACAACUCGGUGGCUGGGGACGCCGGCUGGUUCUUGUGCGACGCCGACGCGAUGGGGUUCGAGGGCCCCGUGGCCGCCGUGGCCGGGGCCGAGGAGCUCCGCCCGGGGCAGAUCUACUUCGUGCUCCCCGCCGAGGCCCGUAAGAACGGGCUACGGCGCGAGGACCUCGCCGCGCUCGCCGUCAGGGCGUCCGCGGCGCUCGUCAGCAAGGCCAACGCCAACGCCUCCGGCAGCGGCGGGCGGAGGAGGCGCGCCGGCUCUGUUUCGCCGCUCGUGUUCGCCCCGCCGCCGGAGGUGGACGGGACCCUUGCCUACAAGACCGUGCCGGCGCUGGCGGCGAAGAGGCGGCCGGUGGCGCGCGCGAAGAGUGCCGGGAGGAUGCAGCGCUUUGCACCUGAUCUGACCGCCAUUCCCGAGUGCGAGUGAACCAACACAACACAAUGGCGUCGCCGUCGCGGAUGGAUCGAUCUCCGAGUUCCCAUGCAAGACCGCUCGAAUAUGGAAAAAAUGGAAUAUGGAGGGGCUCCGACGAUUCCGGAAACAGAGCAAAGGAAGGUGACGCCAGCUAUGGGAUUUUGAUUGGAUGGGCGGUGUUUGUUUGCACUUGCGGGCGAUGGCCGAUGGGGAGGUUGAUUAGAUAGAGUCUGUAAUUUGUAGGAGCAAAAUUUUGGUCGGUUUAGUCGAGUUUGUGGUCUCAAGUCUCGAGAGACAACGAAAUGUGAAUAUAAAUCCCGGAGGUCCCCACAUUUUGCCCAAA
Messenger RNA from Aegilops tauschii subsp. strangulata, 953 nucleotides. RefSeq lists its product as uncharacterized. Lineage: Eukaryota; Viridiplantae; Streptophyta; Magnoliopsida; Poales; Poaceae. The record is from RefSeq and is a predicted model, not a curated record.